AUGGACUCCGAGAACGUGUUCGACCUUUACAGCGCCCCUGAGGCUCCUGUUGCUCCCCCGAGCAGAAAGAAAACAAGCAAGAGGCAUCCUGGGGAAAGCAGCAAAAUGCCUCAGGCUAAGAAGCCUUGCACUGCAGGUGUCCCAGAGGAUGGACCCUCAGAAACCGCAACUCCACCACCUUCUCCUCACGAGGAGCAGACUCCCCCUACUCCUGUCGGGUCAUCUCCAUCUCCAACGGCCCCAACUGACCAGACUCAACUGGUCGGUCCUGCUACUACUGGGGGCAACAUAACUGGUCGUGCCUUCACAUCGGUCAAGGACAGAGUCGCAAAAAUUGUAAAGCACGACCGCUACCGAGAGGCGAUGGCUGCGACAGAGACAAUGGAUGUCGACCAGAACCUAACCCGUGCUUUAAACGAAUUUGCCAGUGCAUUUCUGACCCUUACUGCCGGCCGGCUACGCUCGGGUACUAUCACCGAGCAGUCUAGAUCCUUAGAGCAACAGCAUGCUGAUGAACUCAAAGCUGCCGAAGCGAAAUAUUCCGAACAGCUUACAACGAUGCUCAAGGAGAAGAACAAACUGGCUGAGGAGUUAAAGGAGAAGAAAAAUUCUCUGGAUAAAGCCAUCGAACAGAGGGACCAGUUCAAAUAUUCUAACCGCAUUAACUACCGUGAGACUAAAAAGAAUGCAAGAAACGCCGAGCUCGCUCGUUGUGCUGCUCGAAUGGCAGAAGAAGAAAGAGCGAGGAUUCCUGCUUCCCCUGAGAUCUCGCUGGCCACUGGGAUGGACAAAGGAGAAGUUGAUGCUGAAGAAGUGAUACUCUACAUAUGGUGCCAUCCACCUAUUCGCCAUUUGGAUUACCAGAGUGGUCUCUGCUGUUUGGAUGCUUGGUACAUAUUCGCUUGA
Molecule: messenger RNA, 906 nt
Organism: Humulus lupulus (European hop)
Lineage: Eukaryota; Viridiplantae; Streptophyta; Magnoliopsida; Rosales; Cannabaceae
Exons: 4
Coding region: 1-906 (301 amino acids)
Source: RefSeq, a predicted model, not a curated record